Messenger RNA from Anopheles marshallii, 2259 nucleotides. RefSeq names its product homeobox protein slou (gene slou). Gene Ontology annotation, biological process: cell differentiation; regulation of transcription by RNA polymerase II. Gene Ontology annotation, cellular component: nucleus. Bases 4 to 2259 code for a protein of 751 amino acids. The transcript has 5 exons. NCBI's taxonomy places the organism in Eukaryota, Metazoa, Arthropoda, Insecta, Diptera, Culicidae. Gene Ontology annotation, molecular function: DNA-binding transcription factor activity, RNA polymerase II-specific; RNA polymerase II cis-regulatory region sequence-specific DNA binding. The record is from RefSeq and is a predicted model, not a curated record.
ACUAUGGUAAUGAUGCAAUCGCCAAUGUCUGAUUGCGGGCAACCGGAAAGCCCUUCGCUCUCGCAGCCCAACUCACCGCCCGCCUCGAACGAGCUGGCCACACACUCACCGAAGACGCUCCUGGUAAAGGGAGUCAGUGGUUGCAGCAGUACCGGUGGGGGAAACACCACCAACACCACCACAGCGAUCCCCACCGGCAACGCGAACGGCUCGGAAUCGGAGCCGGACGGUCCGAACGCCCUUCUGCUACGGUUUGGCGAGGAACGCCGCCUCGCCUUAACGCCGGCGGCACAGCUGCAGGAAGCGGCCAGCAAGUGUGGCACGUUUCUGGAUCUGCGCGCCAACAACCUCAGCACCAGCAGCAACAGCAACAGCAAUAGCAACAGCAGCACCAGCAGCGAACCGCUGGAUGAGCGCGAUCACGAUCAAGCCGAGGGUGAAAUGUUUGCCGACCAGGCGGACACCAAGCACGUCGACUACUCGCCGGCGGCAGAACAGCAGCAGCCGCCCCCAGACCGGGCGGUAAAGUUUUCGAUCGAGCGGCUGAAGCAUCUGGCGGAUGGGCACGCGCUAGCGGUGCGUCACCAUCCGCUCCAUCAUCACCAGUCGGCGGCCGAGCAGCUGGUACUGGCCGCCGCCGGUGGCCAUUUUCCACCCGGUGCCCACCCAGCAAUGGGCGGCUCGGUGGUGUCUGUGAUACCGUCCGGCUCGGUGCUGCCACCGCUACACCCAGCCGUCCUGCAUCCGGUCCACGGUACGCCCCAUCCACCCCAUCAUACGCCGGUGGCGGCUGGGGUGGCCCCGUUGCAGCCGUCCUCCUGUUUCCCGCACGCGUCCGCAUCCGCGUCCGCCCCGGCGCACCAGCCCCAUCCCCAUCAACACAGCCACCAUCAACGCCAUCAUCAGGCGGCGGUAGCGGCGGCGGCUGCAGCAGCCGCAGCGGCAGCAGCAGCGGCCGCAGCAGCCGCCGUCGCGUCCGGCUCCAACCCGGCCCAAUCCCAACCUCAACAUCCGCACGCGCAACAGCAGCCAUCGCCGCACGACACCACGCCGACCCCGAACCUGUCGGCCACGGGGCUGCAUCCGGGCCACCCAUUCGCUAUCAAAUAUCCGGCCGGCAGCGCAUCGCCCACCGAUCUUGAGAUCGAGCGGUUCAAGAUAGCACGCACCGCGAUCAACAGUACGGCCGCAUUUGCCGCUGCUGCCGCCGCCAAAGAGCUGUCCGACAUUGGGUUCAGGAUACAGCUGCAGGACGGCGGGCAGCAUCACAGCGGGUACGCGCGCAGUGACACUAGCGAGGAACUCAUCGUGGACGGCAACGAGGAAUGCUCGCAGGAUGGCAUAUCGGGUUGCCCGGUCGAUUUGACGCGCUCGAUGGACAACGGUGGCGACACGAAAGCGCACGCCAUCCGCGACACGGACAAGGAGGCCGCCUCGAAACGGUUGGCCUUCUCGGUGGAGAACAUACUCGAUCCGAACAAAUUUAACGGCAAGCACAGUGUGGCCACGUCCGGCGUCACACCCAUUAGUGCCGGUGGUAUCUUCGGUGCCAAGCUGAACGGGGGUGGCAAAAUGGUGACCGCGCUCGGGGCCGCUGUCAACGGUGCCGGUGGCACCUACACUACCAACAACAACAACUGCACGGUUAACAACAAUAACAACAACAACAACAGCAUCAACAACAAUGCAAAGUUCUGGAGCCAGGCCGGGCUGGAGCGGGACGAUAAGUUGGACGACGAUCACAGCGAUUCGCGCUCCGUUAAGGACGUGAACGAUAUCGAUCAGGAUGACAUGGGCGAUGACACGAUGGGCAGCGAUAUGGACGACCAUGCGAGCGAAACAGACUCCAAGAAGGAUGGUUCCAACAAUCGGAGCGGUGAUGGAAAGUCGCAGGGUAACAGCUCCAAACCAAGACGUGCUAGAACGGCAUUUACGUACGAGCAGCUGGUUUCGCUGGAGAACAAGUUCAAAACCACACGCUACCUGUCCGUGUGUGAACGGCUCAACCUCGCCCUCAGCUUAAGUCUUACGGAAACACAGGUCAAGAUCUGGUUCCAGAACCGUCGGACAAAAUGGAAAAAGCAAAACCCGGGCAUGGACGUUAACAGCCCGACCGUACCACCGCCGAACAGUGGCGGCACCUUCGGGCCAGGUUCGUACGCCAGCAGCUUGCUCUACCCACACGCCAUGCCCUACCCUCCGUACGGACCUUACUUCCAUCCGCUCGGCGGUCACCACCUCGGUCACUCACACUCGUAA